Messenger RNA from Cygnus olor (mute swan), 1283 nucleotides. RefSeq names its product Ras association domain family member 3 (gene RASSF3). NCBI's taxonomy places the organism in Eukaryota, Metazoa, Chordata, Aves, Anseriformes, Anatidae. Bases 135 to 905 code for a protein of 256 amino acids. Gene Ontology annotation, cellular component: cytoplasm. The record is from RefSeq and is a predicted model, not a curated record. The transcript has 5 exons. Gene Ontology annotation, biological process: signal transduction.
UGCUGCCCGGGCCCGGCGGCGCUGGGAGAGGAGCGGCAGCGGCGGGGCCCCAUGCGGCGGCCGGCACGGCGCUCUCCGCCGCCGGGCCCCAGCACCAGCACCACCACCAGCAGCGGUACCGGCGGCAGCCGCCGAUGACCUGGAGCAGCAGCAUGAGCAGCGGCUACAGCAGCCUGGAGGAGGAGGAGUCCGAGGAGUUCUUCUUCACCGCCCGCACCUCCUUCUUCAGGAGGCCGCCGGGCAAGACCCGCGCCGCCCCGCAAGAUGUUCAGAAGGAGAGAGAACCUCAUGUUUAUCUCAGUAAAGAAGAAGUUAAAGAGAAAAUACAAAGCUAUAAUUCAUCUGUCACUGAUAAAUUAAAGAUGACUUUGAACUCAAAUGGGAUUUACACUGGCUUCAUCAAAGUUCAAAUGGAACUAUGCAGACCGAUCACUGUGCAGUCUUCCCCCAGCCAGGGAAGGUGUGCUCACAGCAAUAACGAAACUGCUUUUUACUUGCCGAACGACUGUGUGAAUACACUUCACAUCAGCAGCACCAAUACUGUUCGUGAAGUUAUUGAGGCCUUGCUCAAAAAGUUUUUCGUGACCGACAACCCCGCGAAAUUUGCACUUUACAAACGCUGUCACAAGGAAGACCAAGUUUAUACAUGCAAGCUGUCAGACCGAGAACAUCCCCUCUACCUGCGUUUGGUGGCAGGCCCCAGAACGGAAAUGCUUAGUUUUGUUCUACGUGAGCAUGAAACUGGAGAAGUUAUGUGGGAAGCUUUUAGUCUUCCUGAACUGCAAAACUUCUUGCGUAUACUGGACAAAGAGGAAAACGAGCAACUUCAAAUCUUAAAGAAGCGUUAUGCAGCUUACAGAGACAAACUUGAAGAAGCCCUUGGUGGAGUGUGGAAACCUGGUUAAAAGGGGGCCAAAGAACACUCAGGAAAAACGCACGCUACCAAAUGUCAGUAUAGCAUGCCAAACCCAAUGUACAAAAGAGCAGCAAGGAGUAGUUUUCUUUAUUCAGAAGACUGUUUUGUGAUGCCAGGGUACCUGAACUUUGCUAUAGACUUAGUUCCAUAAGCCAGGUCACUUAAGAUCUUGCACCCACAAGUGUAAGGGAUUCUGCAUGUUUGUACAUCAGUUUGCAACCCUCUGUGUGCCUAGAGAGUUUUCCAAGUUAUCUUGGUGCAAGCUGUGAAACUGUAAUCAAUUUUCUAGGAUGCUAUGAAAUAAGAUUAUUUUUUUCUUCUUUGCUUUAAUGGUAGCUUUUCAAGUAAGGAGGUGCAAAUUAAUUGG